This is a messenger RNA of Drosophila novamexicana, 950 nucleotides long. RefSeq names its product mitotic spindle assembly checkpoint protein MAD2B (gene PolZ2). NCBI's taxonomy places the organism in Eukaryota, Metazoa, Arthropoda, Insecta, Diptera, Drosophilidae. Gene Ontology annotation, cellular component: zeta DNA polymerase complex. Bases 273 to 875 code for a protein of 200 amino acids. The record is from RefSeq and is a predicted model, not a curated record. The transcript has a single exon.
AGGUUUUUUCGAGCUACUUGAAUUAGCUUUAAAUUUGUCGUCGCCUUUGACUGGUAGUAUUGACUAUCUUGGUAAAAGUAAAGAAAUUAUAAAUGUCCUUUAUUUAUUUGUAACUAUAUCGAUGCGUUUAAAAGUUAAGGCAACAAUCAAGAUAAUUUGCUUCGAAAUUCGAAAAGAAAAGUGUGACCGGACUUACAGUUUUAUUUUCGGUAUAUUUUAAUACAUAGCUGUGCAUGUUUACAAGAGCUAAUGAAAUAUUUUGUUUGUUUUAAAUGAUAAUGGAAUCAGAUGAUAUUGGCGCAAUACAUGUGGAAGCAAUUGAAGUGAUUUUAAAUCAUAUACUAUACGUUCGCGGUGUUUAUCCUGAACAAAUCUUUAAGAAGCGCCGCAUUUACAACACGCCAGUCUUUAUAGUCGCAUUUCCGGCAUUAAAUUCUUACCUAGCCAAUGUGCUAAGAACUGUGCAGCAAUUGCUGCAGAAUCCCGCGCAACAACUGAAGCUAGAAGUUAUUAUAUAUGGAAAUGAUCCAGAGCACACGGAAAGCUACUUGUUGGAAAUGCAACCGGUUCAAUCCGAUCACACACAGGAUCAAUAUUUAAUGGAGUACGAACAACAACUAAGCGCGGCACUUUACAAAUUGGCGGACCGCGUAAAACAUUUACCGAAACUCGGUCAAAAUGCAAAGUUUAAGGUGCAUAUUCAUACAACACAAACUGCCUUUACACAGCUCAGCCAUGAUGCACAAUACCAGGAGUUUCCCUGGCUGCAAGCAAGUGCCAAUCCGCAGCAGUUGGAGCCCCGUAAAUUUUCCCUACUGCCCCUAGCAACAGUUGACAAGGUGGGCUUGAAAAUGGAUGCACAUAUAUGUGGUUAGGUUUUAAAAUUGUAUAUUAAGCAAUACAUUUUACAUGAGACAUAUAAAAAAAAAACUACUUUUUAGAGCAAUCCU